This is a messenger RNA of Brugia pahangi, 201 nucleotides long. Lineage: Eukaryota; Metazoa; Nematoda; Chromadorea; Rhabditida; Onchocercidae. The record is from the annotation of a GenBank genome assembly.
AUGUUACCACAAGAUUCUAUACAAUCAUCAGUUUCCAUGAUUACUAAUGGUCAGAAACAUCUGUUAAACCAUUUAUGCAAUGAAGGCAGCGAACGUAGCAGAAUUCAUGAUAAAAGGCUAACAAACAUUUUGAGACUCAUUCUUAGUAAGAAUCUUCGCAACGUCUGGCUCAUUCUUCACAACUUCUGGACGAAGGCUUAA